This is a messenger RNA of Cololabis saira (Pacific saury), 2395 nucleotides long. Its product is annotated as cell cycle regulator of non-homologous end joining. The record is from RefSeq and is a predicted model, not a curated record. The transcript is spliced from 3 exons. The coding region runs from base 87 to 656 and encodes 189 amino acids. Gene Ontology annotation, cellular component: cytoplasm; nucleus. Lineage: Eukaryota; Metazoa; Chordata; Actinopteri; Beloniformes; Belonidae. Gene Ontology annotation, biological process: negative regulation of double-strand break repair via nonhomologous end joining; double-strand break repair via nonhomologous end joining.
GUUUCCAUUUGUCGUAUCAGGCACACAGGCUGAUAUGGACUAGAUGGGGAAAAAACUCGCUAAUAUACGUACAUUGGUUUACAGAAAUGUCAGAAAGGCACCGGGCGCUGCCCUCGUGGAUGGAAACAAAUAAAAAGGAGGGUGAAGUCAAAGAGACGCCGCAUUUGAGGACCCAGAGAAAAAGGAAGGCUGCAAGGUCUGCUUUCUACUGUAUGAACGAGGCUGAACUGGUUGAAGCAGCCGUUUCAUUUCUCACCAACGCUGGCGGCGAGGAUGCGGUGCUGCCGACUCACCGACAGGAUGGAAAUCAAAUAAAUAGUACGACAAAGAAGAAAGAGAAACCUGCCAUUUCACAAAGUAAAUCAAAGCAGUUGACGGAGAUUUUGGAGGAAGAAUCCUCAGACUGUUGUGGUGAUGAUCCGGAUAUGACGUAUGUUUCUGAAACAGACUUGGACAUUACAGAGCUGGAAACGCUGCCAUAUACCAAGAGCCCACAGCAUACUGGGCCUGAUGGAAAGAGGUCUGGACAAGCUCAAAACAACCGUGGACUCAAGAAUGUUGACGUGGAAGCUGAGGGGGGAAAGCUGCCGACGCCAGCCGACCCGGCAGCAGAGGACGACGCUUUACAGCUUGUACGGGACAUUUUUUUUACAUGAUGAAAAACUUGUAAAAUGCCACCUAGAUAAGUACACACAGACUUUUAACGUUCUUAUAAUUCACAAACGUCUUUUAUAGAGUGACGACGGUUUAAAUCAGAAAUUCAGAUGACAGGCUGACUGAUGACUUCACAUGACUGAUGUCACUACUUUAUAAAGUGCUAAGGUCCACCGGCAGGUGAUGCAAAAAUGGACAGGUAACACUGUUUAACAUUGUCUGCACUGACUUUUCUCCGAGUGCCUUCAACGAUCACUACUAAAACAUUAUUUUGGUAAAAGGACUCACUUUAUCUCCAUCUAAGAGCAUGGCUUUAUGAGCACAGUGCUUCAUCAUCAUCACCUAGGUGUUUGUGUUAUUAACAAGAUGCUGUGGAAGACGACAUGUCACUUCAUAUGGUUUUUGAAAUAUUUACAGAGAAAAAAAUUGACCUCUUUUUGGGUUGAAACGUGCAAUCUUGUGAUAUUGAACCGCAGCUGUGGUCAUGUUACAGACAGACAUAUUUCCAUCAGACAACCUUAAUGAUCACCUAGUUAUUGAGUACAGCUGUACAGCUGUGGCCUCUUCAUAUGGGGUGAAAACACAAAAUCAGGUCAGUACAUUUUUAUAAAUCCCUGAAGGGAAAUGAUAUAGAACGGAAUUCCUUACAGCUUUCAUUUUAAAUCUUUAAUAUUGCAACAUAUGACCAUAUAUUGAGCAGUAAAUCCAGUAAAUCAAGCAGUUUUGUUUCUGCUUUCUGCUCUGACUUUCUGAAGCUAACAGUAUUUCCUUUUUUUAGAAGUGCAAUUCUCUCACUCACAAAUCAACCAGCGGUGCAAAUCUGCAGAAAAGAGCAGCAGUUUUUUCUAUUUAAUGAAAAGUAGUUACAAACAGUAUGAACCAAUUAAUUCCCAGUCAGAUUUGAGUCUUUUAAUUGACUCUCUGGUGAGCAAGGUUGUGAUAAUCAGCUCUAUCUGCACAAAGACGCACACGUAGAACCAAGGAGUCAUGUCUUUCCAAGUCAAAUAUGGCCGAUGCAGGAGCAAAAAGCCGAUAAUGGCGGCCAGAGUGAGGAGGCUCGAUGCAGCCUGGCAGAUCAUACUAAGCCUGAGGACUUGUAUGUCUUUAGCGUAGAUGGAGAGCACCAUGCCCAGGAGGGCAAAGGCCACAAACACCACAGGAACAUAAAAACACAUCAGCAGUGGUGCCGAGAAGUGAAUUCCUAUCUCAGAGUCAUCUCCACUGUAAGAGCGGCCUUGACACCCGCUGCAGGACAUCUGGCCAGGUUGACUUGCGAGACAGAAGAAGAGGGGGCUGAUGAGGACUUCUUCAGAGAGGAUGAAGAUACCCUUGAAGUACAAGAGCGAGGUUACCAUCUGCAGGAACACCAGCAGGAGGAGAGCAAAGGUCCAAAAGGAGUGGCACAUGGGGCUCCUCGCUGAGUGAGCAGUCAUGGAAACUCUCUUGGUUGUGUAAAUCUGUAAAUGAUCAUUUGGAAAUUGAAAGUGACAAAUGUUUGAAAAUGACCUCUUAAAGAGUAUUUGUUGUUUCUGCUUGAUCUUAUAUUAUUAUUGUCAGCAGGACACUCUUCAGAAAAGAUCUUCAAGAGUUUUGUCGCUGGUUAAAAAAAAGGUUAUAAUAAUAAUAAUAAAAGACUUAAAAUGAAAGUGAUAGUGUUUGUGGCCUGAAUCAAAUGCAAAACUAAAUGCGUCACGGUUAAAGGUUAACCUGGAUCAGCUGAUGUGGAUGUUUACUUCACUUA